Messenger RNA from Bombina bombina (fire-bellied toad), 470 nucleotides. RefSeq names its product gastrula zinc finger protein XlCGF66.1-like. The record is from RefSeq and is a predicted model, not a curated record. The transcript is spliced from 6 exons. NCBI's taxonomy places the organism in Eukaryota, Metazoa, Chordata, Amphibia, Anura, Bombinatoridae. Gene Ontology annotation, biological process: regulation of DNA-templated transcription. The coding region runs from base 26 to 466 and encodes 146 amino acids.
GAGUCAGGCGCUGGGCUUAAUCUGCAUGCUGACCGGAGAGGAAUACACCAUUGUGAAGAAGAGGCCCUCCCACAGCAGCAAUCACCGGCUGAGCGGAGAGGUGCCUAUAAAGUGCGAUGAUCUUGCCGUGUAUUUCUCUAUGGAGGAGUGGGAUUAUAUAGAGGGACACAAGGAGCUUUACAAGGACGUCAUGAUGGAGACUCACCAAGCACUAAGGACUAUGGAGAUCCCAGGAAACGAGAGCUCAGAAUUAACAGGUCACAGAGAUGAAAAUCUAGACACAGGAUCACAUGGAGAACAGAAUAUUCAGCCAUCAGAUGUAUUUGUAGGUGUAAACGAUGAUAACAUUUUAUGUAACACGGAACAAACAGAAGCUCAGUGGCUAGCAAAUAUGCCAGAAGCUGCAAAGCAGGAAAUAUGUGACAAUAUAAAUACAGGUGAGUGUACUAGUGUGACGUGUGUCUGAGGGA